GGAGGCAGAGCCGAGCGCAGUGCUGACAGCAGGGACAGGGGACUGGAGGGACAGCUCAGGGGAAUCGUUCCUGGAUUGAAGAAUGGGAGAGUCGCCGCCAGCUCAGAUAGAUGUGCCAGCAGCAGCGCAGUGUACCACAGGGGCUGUGUUACCUCUGAUUUGUCAUCACGGUGGUGUCCAGGCAUGGUGUCAGAUCAUGAACACAUCAGAGAACCUAUCAUCAUUCGUCCUGCACAACAUAAGCCAGUCCAAUGAGACUAACCUGAGCAUUGCUUCUGUUAGGAACAAAUACAACCUCUAUAUUGGUUUAAUCCUGGCGAUAAGCUCCAGUUUAUUUAUUGGGUCGAGUUUUAUCAUGAAGAAGAAAGGUCUUUUACGAUUGGCUGAGAAAGGAGGCACCAGAGCAGGACAGGGCGGAUUCUUGUACCUUAAGGAGUGGCUCUGGUGGGCUGGACUGCUCUCAAUGGGAGGUGGAGAGGCUGCCAAUUUUGCUGCAUAUGCAUUUGCACCUGCUACUCUAGUGACGCCACUUGGUGCCUUGAGCGUCCUCAUCUGUGCCGUGUUAUCAUCGUAUUUCCUGAAUGAAAAGCUGAACGUCCAUGGAAAGCUGGGUUGUCUCUUGUGUGUCCUGGGCUCCACCAUGAUGGUUAUACACGCUCCUCAGGAAGAAGAGGUCACUUCUCUUCAUGAUAUGGAGAUAAAACUAAGAGAUCCAGGGUUCAUUACAUUUGCUGUGGCAGCAGUUGUGACAUCCCUUGUCCUCAUCUUUGUGGCCGCUCCAAAGAAAGGUCAAUCCAACGUUCUGGUGUACAUCGCCAUAUGUUCUGUCAUCGGUGCAUUCUCUGUAUCGUCUGUCAAGGGUUUGGGGAUCGCCAUUCAGGAGUUUAUCGAACGAAAACCGGUUUAUAAAGACCCCCUUUUCUUUAUCUUGUUGGCUACUUUAGUAGUGUCAGUCAGCACACAAAUCAAUUAUCUGAACAAAGCCUUGGAUGUCUUCAAUACGUCCAUAGUGACCCCAAUAUACUAUGUGUUCUUUACUACGAUGGUGGUCACCUGCUCUGUGAUCUUAUUCAAGGAAUGGAACAGUAUGGAUGUCAGUGACGUUAUUGGGACCCUGAGUGGAUUCUCCACUAUUAUUGUUGGUAUUUUCCUUUUGCACGCUUUUAAGAACACCAACAUUAGCUGGGGCCAAAUCACUGCUAGUAUCCGGAAAGAAAAGCUAAUGCUGUCAGAUGGACAAGAAGACCAACACAGCUUACUCGGGAAUGCUGACCACUCUGUAUUAGCUUUCGAAGAUGAUAAUAUCAAUAGCAGCAGAACUAACCACCAUUAAGUCCUACUGUGACCACAUACUGGCUGGACAGUCCUCUAUUUGUACAUUACUACCUGAUAAAUGAGGUCACUCACACAGAUAUAUAUAUAUAUAUAUAUAUAUAUAUAUAUUUUUUUUUUUUAUAUGGAUGGAAAAUGACUUUUGGUUGAGUAUUCUGGGAAAAGUACAUUAUGGAUGGAUUUUACAACCCAAAGGUUCUUACAAUCAAAAUAAAAGCCAAUGGACAUUGAUCCUUUGUCAUGACACUGUGUGGAAAGAGUGAGAGUAGUUAUCUGUCUUAUGCUUUGUCUGGACAAGUGGAAAUAAUAGAUGCUUUCCCUUGAUUCCCUUCUAGUAGCUAACUUAGGCUACUUUCACACUGGCGUUUUGGCUUUCCAUUUGUGAGAUCCGUUCAGGGCUCUCCCAAGCGGUCCAAAACGGAUCAGUU
This is a messenger RNA of Bufo bufo (common toad), 1760 nucleotides long. It is a transcript of the gene NIPAL1, whose product is annotated as NIPA like domain containing 1. Gene Ontology annotation, molecular function: magnesium ion transmembrane transporter activity. Bases 83 to 1333 code for a protein of 416 amino acids. Gene Ontology annotation, cellular component: membrane. Gene Ontology annotation, biological process: magnesium ion transport. Lineage: Eukaryota; Metazoa; Chordata; Amphibia; Anura; Bufonidae. The transcript has 6 exons. The record is from RefSeq and is a predicted model, not a curated record.